UUAAAAAAUAUAAACAAACCGUUGGCGGGAAAAGAUGGAUCCGCUGCGUGGAACCGCUGCCGGUUCUGAGACGGAUGAGGACUUUCGGGUCCGAGUCCGGUCCAAGAGGACCUUGACGGAGCAGAUAAACCGGUAUAAGGAGGUUUUAAGGAGAUCUCUGGACGGACAGACGGACGUGGAUGCGGAGACGAAGCGGGUUCUGGUGGAGGAGCUGCUGGCGAACUUUGAAGCUGCCGUUCAGGUCAACGUGUUGGUGAACGGACAGACGUGGGAGGAAGCUCCCGACGCCGAAGCGGAGGAAGAGGCCGCGGACCUAGAAAGCCUUCUGGACGACACGAUCGUGGAAACCACCAGGAAACGCCGCAGCUUCCCCACGAAGAUCCUUCCUCACGUCAUCCACGGACUCAAGGCCCAGCGCAAAAUCCUGGGACUUUACGAGGUCGCAGUCAAACCGGAAGAGAUGACCAAAGACCCCGAUCAAGAGAGCAUCAUGGGAGGAUUGUCGGCGGCUGCUCCCGGGUUGGUCCGCCGGGCCAUCCAGGUCAUAAAGACCAUCAGCACGCUGCAGAACCGGGCCGAGGGUCUGGUCCAGGUCCUGACCACCGAGCCGAGCCUCGUCUCCCAGGAGAUCCACCGCCAGGUCCUGGGCCGGCCAGUCCCGGUCCUGGACCCGGGCCCGGGUACCGGGGCCAGGAACCAGCUGCCCCUCAAGAGAGCCCUGGAGGAGGCGGCCGCCGCCGAGGGCUACGUGCCACGCGGCAAGAAACCGGACCGGGAGCAACCGGAGCAGGACCGACCGGACUCCUCCAGCUCAUAAAAACCAGCACAUACGAGCCAGUCGGGCGGGUUCUCCCAUGAACUAAACCAGGAGAGGUUCUGCUCUCAGCUCGGACCCGUAAACCCGCCAGAGUCCGGUUUCACCGAGCAGGAGAACCACCUGAACCUCAUGUUCCUGGAAUAUAUCAUCUUCUUUAUACAAUUAUCAGUUAAAAAUCAACUUUAAUCUGGGCCGUCAGAACCUUUUGUAGAACCGUUUCUGUUCAUGUUUGUUUAUAAACUUUUAAAGUUUC
Cololabis saira (Pacific saury) is the source of this 1070-nucleotide messenger RNA. RefSeq names its product NSL1 component of MIS12 kinetochore complex (gene nsl1). Gene Ontology annotation, biological process: mitotic sister chromatid segregation. The coding region runs from base 35 to 817 and encodes 260 amino acids. Lineage: Eukaryota; Metazoa; Chordata; Actinopteri; Beloniformes; Belonidae. The transcript is spliced from 6 exons. The record is from RefSeq and is a predicted model, not a curated record. Gene Ontology annotation, cellular component: kinetochore; MIS12/MIND type complex.